CCCCUGCGCGGCAGUGGGGUCUCACCCCGCCGGACCCCCGUCUCACACCCCCUGCCCCGCACGCAGGAGGACUCGGCGGGGACCUUCGUGCGGCUGCGGCUCAACCUGGCGCAGACCAACUGCCUCAAGAGAGCCCCGAGGAAGCAGAACUGCCGGGUGGUGGAAAACAAGAGGAAGCCGGCGUGCGUGGCCUGCUUCAAGUUCGACCGCAGCGAUGUGCCCAAGGUGCUGGACAAGUACUACAACUGCGGGCCCAGCCACCACCUGGCCGUGAAGGAGAUCAAGCAGCGCGACGAGGCCGAGUGCCAGGCGGUGGAGGCGGCCGGCAGGGCCAGCGACUCGGUCUACCUGCCCGGCAUGUUCGCCUUCGUCAGGGGGAUGCCGGAAUAGCGCCCGGCGGAGGGGCGCG
This is a messenger RNA of Nothoprocta perdicaria, 409 nucleotides long. It is a transcript of the gene RARRES2, whose product is annotated as retinoic acid receptor responder 2. Gene Ontology annotation, biological process: regulation of lipid catabolic process; inflammatory response. The annotation marks the transcript as partial. The record is from RefSeq and is a predicted model, not a curated record. Gene Ontology annotation, molecular function: signaling receptor binding. NCBI's taxonomy places the organism in Eukaryota, Metazoa, Chordata, Aves, Tinamiformes, Tinamidae. The transcript has 3 exons.